UUGAUUUCGAGACCUAAGUGAAUACUUAUUGAAAUAAAUGCACCCUUGAUAUAUUUGUGUCAUGAUUUGCAGAAUAAAAUGAUAGCAUAUAAUAGCCGGUAAUAAAUUGGGUCGAGGAAAUUAUUCAUUUUUAAAUUGUCUUUCUCUGGGGGUGGAAUAGGUAAUUUUGUUGUGAAACACUCUUAUCGUUCACGCAACUUACUUCAUUACUUAAUAUCUUACUCAAUGUAAGGACACUCAAUCAAGUAGAUGUUGACACAUGUUCAAUACAUUGACACGGACAACGAUCAUCCCCGAGAAAUGUAUUAUUUUGGAUGUUCCACGUUCAGAUGAUGACUCGAACGUUCAAGAAGAAAUUGCACCAUAAGCAGGACAAGCGUAUGACGGAGAGCAACUCCGGGAUUUUUACAAGAUCGGGACUAUUGGGGAAAAUUCUGGGACGACAGUCAGUGGGAAACAUGGAAAAGGAGCGAGUUGUAGUUAAAACAAUGGAUAUUUCUUUGUCACCUGGUGAUGAAACUGUUGGCGAAAUCUGUCGGAUUGAAGAAAGUCCACUCAGGAUUCUGAGGAUGGCAGCGAAUGGAAAUAUUGGCGAAUUUGAGAGAAUUUUCUAUGCUGAUGAAAAUCGCCUUCAGAUCGUGGACCACAAAAUGUGGACAGCUUUACAUCACGCUGCGUCCAAGUCAAGGCUCGAAAUAAUGGACUUCAUCCUGACACAUGGCGGUGAUAUCAAUGCAGCAGAUAAAUCAGGCAUGACACCUUUACACAUAGCCGUCGAAAAAGAACAGAUAGAUGCAAUACAAUUUUUGCUGUUACGUAAAGCUGACUGGAGACAUUUUAACAAAGAUAAAUUGACCCCAUUACAUAUCGCGGUCGAUUUGGAUAAACCUGACUGCGUGACGGCUAUUCUGAAGGACGACAUUGUUGACGUAAACGUUGGGGGAGAGCAUGGUCAAACUCCACUUCAUUUGGCAGCAUACAAGGAUUUGUCAGAUUGUGCUAAAAUUCUGUUGGACCAUGGAGCACUGAUGUGUAAGCCAUGUGACAUCGGAUUCUAUCCGUUUCAUAUAGCAUGUAUGAAUAAAGCACACAAAACCAUUGAACUUAUGAUAGAAGCGGGUGAGAAACUUGGAUAUAGGAGAAAUGAAAUGAUGUCAUUUAUGGACAAAUCGAGGAAUAGACCAUUGCAUUCUGCGGUGAAUGGAGGAGAUAUCGAAGCGGUAAAGAUUUGUCUAAAUGCUGGUGCACAAAUUGAUGCCCUACAGGAUGAUGGGUCCAACCCAAUCCACCUGGCCUGUUCACAGGGUUCUCUUGAAAUGAUAAAAGUAAUGUUCGAAAAAUAUCCAGACUCCGUUGGUCAUGUCAUACGCCAAAAGGAUGUGUUGAUGAUGACGCCAUUACAUAUCGCUGCACUGGUCGAUAACCCUGAAAUUGCAACUCAUUUAAUAGAAAAUGGUGCAUCUGUCCAUGCCAAAGACAAAGAGGGUAGAACACCUUUACUUCUCGCUGCCUCUAAAUGUAGUUGGAAAACAGUAGAUGUUCUCUUGAAUUUUAAAUCAUGUCUGGGGCUGAAAGAUGACAAUCAAAGGAACUUUUUACACCUAGCCAUUAUGAACGGGGCAAAAGUAGAAAUGUUUCGAUUCGAGCGACUGGAGGCAAUAGAGUGUGCUAAAGACCUACUAGAUGCCAAAGAUGUUUCCGGAUGUAGUCCAUUGCAUUAUGCUUCAAAGGAAGGUCAUUUGGCAGCUAUAGCAGAACUAAUCAAACUUGGGGCACUUCUGAAUUGCAAAAACAAUGAAAGGCAAUCUCCUCUCCAUUUUGCAGCAAAAUAUGGUCGUUAUAACACGAUAAGGCGAUUGCUUGAUAGUAUUCAAGGAUCAAAUCUCAUAAACGAGACAGAUGGGGAUGGCCUUACAGCUCUUCACAUCGCAUCUAUGAAUGGCCAUACUAAAGUCAUUCAACUUCUCAUACAGAAGGGAGCUGUUUUACAAAGGGACAAUAAAGGUAACAGUCCUCUCCACUUAGCGGCACAGAACGGCUAUACACAAAGUAUACGAUUAUUGUUAAGUGUUCACACCCAUCUACUAAACGCCUGCAACAAGGAUGCGGACAGUGCCCUUCAUUUGGCUGCAGCAGAAGGCCAAACUAGUACUGUCACUCUGCUGAUGACCAUAGGCGCUGAAUUCACAGAGAAUAUCAAUGGAAUGACAUUCUUUGAUCUUGCUAUACAGAACACUUAUAAAGAUGUUGCUUUAGCAAUAGUCACAAAUGACAGAUGGCAGGAAGCAAUGGAUCUGAUGACAUCAAAGUAUGGUUGUCCAAUGCUUGGUCUUAUUGAACACCUCCCAGAUGUAUGCCUGGCUGUAUUGGAUCGUUGUCGAACAACAUCGGGUCAUGAACCAAGCCAUAAAUGUUUCCAUCAUAAAUUCGAAUUCAAAUACCUCCAAGCGCCAGUCGAAACAGUUGUGGCUUUGAAAAAGAAGGGAGUAGAAAUAUUACCAAUGAUCGCUUUGAAUAUGAUGGUGCGAUUCAACAGAAUAGAAUGCUUGUCACACCCUGUCAGUGUGCAGUUCCUUCAGAUGAAGUGGCAGUCCUAUGGUUGUGUAAUCCACAUGAUGAACAUAAUUCUCUACAUUAUAUUCCUUGGGUGCCUCACGAAUUUCAUUGUAUCAUCGAAUGAUCCAAUGGGGCACAAGGAUGAAUAUAAACGCAUCAAUGGGACUGAAGUACCUACGAAUGUUUGGGAGAAGCACGAAUAUUCCGUAUCACAGCUAGUGCCUGCAUCGAUAUUAGCAGCAUUCUGUCUGGCCAAUAUAAUCAAAGAAUUCUUUCAGAUGUUCCAGCAGGGCUUCAAAUAUUUCAUAGAUGUGACUAACUACAUAGAAUGGAUAUUGUAUACAACAUCAGCAGUUUUUGUUGUGCCCUCUCUACUUGGCUUUUCUACACACUGGCAGUGGGAAUGUGGAGCAAUCGCAAUCUUUCUUGCUUGGUUCAACUUCUUACUUUUCCUGCAAAGGUUCGACUUUUUUGGAAUCUACGUUGUUAUGUUCUUGGAGAUAUUGAAGACCUUGCUCCAAGUGCUCAUAGUAUUUUCUAUACUUAUUAUUGCAUUCGCGAUGGCAUUCUACAUACUUCUAUCAGGAGAGGCUACCCAUGCGUUUAAGAACCCAGGCCUCUCUCUAAUGAAGACAACAAUUAUGAUGCUUGGUGAGAUUGACUACAUCUCUCAGUUUGUCCAACCAUACACAGAUGGCGAUGACAUGACUCUACAUUUUGGAGGCUUAACGUUUGCUCUCUUGGUUGUAUUUGUGCUAUUGAUGCCUAUCCUCUUAAUGAACUUACUGAUAGGUUUGGCAGUAGGAGAUAUAGAACAGGUCCAGAGAAAUGCACGACUAAAACGACUUGCUAAACAGGUGGAACUACACACUGACAUGGAGAAGAAACUUCCCAAACGAAUCCUUAAACAUGUAGAAAAGAACGAGAUGAAAGUAUACCCCAAUUGUAAUAAAUACAUAUUUACAUGGUUAUCCUAUAAGUUGAUACAUGCCCAGAAUGGUAGUCUCGGGGAUGAUAACGCCAUGGGUGGUCAAGCUGCUCACCAGACAUAUGUAUACCAAGAGCUAUAUAAACACAAACGACGUUUAAAAGAUGUCACGUCGACAUUGGAAAAACAAUACGAACUUUUACGGCUGAUAGUUCAGAAGAUGGAAAUUCACACGGAAGCAGACUACCGUGAUGAGGGUGACUCGGGGGAAUGCUGGAAUACAGACAAGACAUCUUCAUGGGGAACACCUUCCACGAGAAGAACAAUCUUACAGAAAGCACAUGCUGUGAGGAAAUGGAGAAGAAUUACAGACUCUUCUUAAUUAUUUUCAAAUACACAUUUUGAGUUUUGCAGUGUCUAGAAAAAUAAAGCC
Molecule: messenger RNA, 3917 nt
Organism: Owenia fusiformis
Lineage: Eukaryota; Metazoa; Annelida; Polychaeta; Sabellida; Oweniidae
Source: the annotation of a GenBank genome assembly